AUGGCUGUUGCCAACCCUACGUCUCCCCCGCAUCUGUGCAGCACCCCCUCCCCAGACCCCUGCACACGCGUCGCCCUCGGAUUUCCGAUUUCAGAAUGUCAAACCAUCCCAUACCAAUCUAAACAAACAUACACCCUUUACAACCCAACCGACGCGUCGAUCGUCUCCUCCCAAAUCCCCAUCGCGGGGCCCGAAGACGUCGACGCCGCCGUCACCGCAGCCGAAGAAGCAUUCAACGGGGAAUGGAGCCAGUUCAGUGGUGCACAGCGUUCAGCGUGUCUACGGAAACUAGCUGACCUCUUGGACGAGAAUGACCGGCUUGUUAAGAUCUUGACCCUUGAUGCCCUGAGCACGGGGAAUCCGGUCUCGCUUAUCCCGACGAGGGAGAAGGGGUAUAUUAUGGGGCAGUUGAAUUAUUAUGCCGGCUGGACUGACAAAUUACGCGGUGAUUACUUCCCUGCUGAUGAUGGAUUUGUCAAGCUUGUUCGCCAUGAGCCACUUGGGGUAUGCGCAGGUAUAAACCCAUUCAACGCCCCCGUCGCGACAUUAAUCAUGAAAGCCGCACCCUGCCUCGCAACAGGGAACGUCAUGAUCCUGAAACCGUCCGAGCACAGUCCUCUUGGGUCGCUGGCAAUCGCACCUCUAUUCGAAGCUGCAGGCUUUCCCAAGGGCGUAUUCCAGGUUCUCACUGGUGCUGGAAGCACUGGGGCGCUUCUUGCUAGUCAUAUGAGAAUCAGAAAGAUCAGCUUCACGGGCAGUGUCGCAACAGGUAAAAAGAUCCAAGUCGCCGCCGCCCAAAGCAAUUUGAAGCGCGUUACGCUAGAACUAGGCGGGAAAAGCCCUGCUGUGAGUAGGACGGUAAAUGCGAUACUGGCACGCUCAGGCCAAGUCUGCGUUGCUGCUUCUCGAGUAUACGUUCAACGAUCCAUUGCAGACAAAUUCAUCGAGGAAUACAAAGCCCGUAUGAACGCUGCAGUCGAGAGACUCGGUGACCCCCUUGAUAUAGCGACUACCCUGGGCCCGCUGGUAAAUAAGGCUGCCUUCGAAAGGGUCACGCAGAUGAUCGAGAGAGGGAAGAAUGAGGCGGAGCUGGUUGUUGGUGGUGUGCGGCAUACAGAGCAAGGCUACUUUAUCGAGCCUACGGUGUUUCUGAAUCCCAAGAAGGACGCCGAGAUCUAUAAGAACGAGAUCUUCGGUCCGGUUGCCAUUAUCAACACCUUUGAUACUGAAGAGGAGGUUCUGAAGCUCGCUAAUGAUACGGAAUUUGGGUUGAUGUCUGGCGUCUUUACCAGGAACAUCAACCGUGCAAUGAGGGUAUCAGGCAAGCUGGAAUCAGGCGUCGUGGGUGUUAAUUGCAUCAGUAUUAUGAAUGUUCAGGUCCCCUUCGGCGGCAAGAAAGCGUCUGGCAUUGGCAGGGAAUUUGGUGAAUAUGCUCUUCGUGGAUUUACUGAGCCUAAGACCGUCCUUAUCAACAUGAACUCCGAGUAA
Aspergillus versicolor CBS 583.65 is the source of this 1488-nucleotide messenger RNA. RefSeq names its product aldehyde dehydrogenase family protein. Bases 1 to 1488 code for a protein of 495 amino acids. Gene Ontology annotation, molecular function: aldehyde dehydrogenase (NAD+) activity. The transcript is spliced from 10 exons. The record is from RefSeq and is a predicted model, not a curated record. NCBI's taxonomy places the organism in Eukaryota, Fungi, Ascomycota, Eurotiomycetes, Eurotiales, Aspergillaceae.